This is a messenger RNA of Syzygium oleosum, 5168 nucleotides long. Its product is annotated as disease resistance protein RUN1-like. The record is from RefSeq and is a predicted model, not a curated record. Lineage: Eukaryota; Viridiplantae; Streptophyta; Magnoliopsida; Myrtales; Myrtaceae. Bases 100 to 3726 code for a protein of 1208 amino acids. Gene Ontology annotation, molecular function: ADP binding. The transcript is spliced from 5 exons. Gene Ontology annotation, biological process: defense response; signal transduction.
UGGCAUUGACUUGGCAACCCUUUGCAUCUUCCCCUGGCAUUCACUUCUGAUCAAUUUUUGAUCUGAUAUCCUAAGAUCCAACCCCGGGAGGUGAUUCAAAUGAAGCGAAAGAUCUCUUCCCGUAGCAUAGACAGUGAGCGAGAGAGGGAGGCGACGGCCCCCAACUCGUCUGUGUCGCCUCGUUUGUAUGGCCUGUGUUAUGCACGCAAGAGGAGAAAGCCGGAUUUGGUCUCGUCACCACCGCCGCCGUCUUCCUCCUCCUCCUCGUCGUCAAGAGCCAAUUAUGAUGUGUUCUUGAGUUUUAGAGGUCCCGAUACUCGUCAGGGAUUUACAGAUUGCCUCUACGCCAGCCUGAGAAAUGCAGGGAUCAUUGUCUUUAGAGACAAUAAUGAUCUUGAUCCUGGAGAAAAGAUCCACGAUGCAUUGGUUCAAUCCAUAAAGCAAUCCAAGAUAUCAAUUCCUAUUAUCUCCAAGGAUUAUGCAUCCAGUAAGAGUUGUCUCAUGGAAUUGGCACAAAUGAUGGAAUGCAAAAGAGCAGACACUCAACUGAUCAUACCCAUUUUCUAUGAUAUUAACCCCGCUGAUUUAAAAUACCAACUUGGAUGUGUCGGGGAGUCCUUCCGUAAGCACGAGGACCGUGGAAUUGACUGCACGGUCAUUGAUACAUGGAAAUGGGCUCUCCGAGAGAUUAUUGAGAUCAAGGGGUAUGAUCUGCCGCAUACAUACGAUGGGCAUCAAGGUGCACUCAUACAGACAGUCGUUUCAUAUAUUCUAGAGUUGUUGAAGAAGAAUGAUUUAAAUGUAACCGACGGUUUAGUGGACAUUGAACCCCACGUACGGGAGGUUAUGAAAAAGCUCGGUGUUAUCUAUGCCAAUGAGCGAGCAACGCAAGUAUAUGACAAAGAUGUGCGUGUACUUGGAAUAAACGGCACGCCCGGGAUUGGCAAGACUACCAUUGCAAAGGUUGUGUACAACAAAAUCCAUGGUCUCUUUCAACGUUGUAGUUUUCUUUCAAAUAUUCGAGAAAAUGUUAUAUCCAAUGGACUCAUGGGCCUGCAAGAACAGUUAAUCUCUGACCUCCAAAAGAAAGAAUAUAGAAGGCUAAGUACUUGUGACGAAGGUGCCAGAGUCAUAGCAAAUUCAUUUAGCAAUAUGAAGGUUCUCAUUCUCCUUGAUGAUGUGCAUGAUUUUGGCCAAAUCGAGCAUUUAGUUGGGAAAUUCAGCUGGUUCGGCCCAGGAAGCAGGAUUCUCAUGACAGUUGGAAGAAUUGAUGUUCUUGAUGGUUACAGAGAUGGAGUGGCUGAUAAAUAUGAGGUUGGAGAAAUGGGGCGUGAUCAAGCUCUUCAACUUUUCCGCAAGCAUGCUUGUACUGCGUGUCCUCGAGAAGAGGAGGAUGUGUAUGAUUCUCUGUCCGAAAAGAUUGUCGACACCAUUGGAGGGCUUCCUUUGGCAAUUGAAGUAACCGCUUCAUACUUGAAUAGGAAUAAGGGGAAAAUACGAAUAUGGCAAGAUACAUUGCAUAGACUAAGUAGAAAGCCGGAAGAUAUAGUCCAAGAAGCGAUCAAGGUAAGCUAUGACUCUUUGGAUGAAGAGACGAGAAACAUAUUUCUCGAUAUAGCAUGUUUUUUCAUUGGAACGGAUGAGAGAAUUCCCUCAUACAUGUGGGAUGCAUGUGAAUAUUAUCCUUCAAGAGGAAUUGAGUUACUCCGUGACAUGAGUUUGGUCAAAACAGGAGAAAACAAUGAAUUAUGGAUGCAUAAUCAAUUAAGAGAGUUUGGCAGGGAAAUUGUUAGGAUGGAAGAUUGCGAUGAGCCUCAAAAGCGCAGUAGGUUAUGGGAUCACAUUGAUGCUCUUUCCACACUUAAUGGAAAGAAGAGUGCUGAAAAGGUGGAAGCCCUUGGUCUCACGUUUGAUAAGGGACAAAGUGAAUGUUUUAGUUGUGAAGGAUUUGGCCAUCUACAGCGCUUGAGGUUUUUGAGAUUGGACCAGGCGACUGUUGGAGGGAGUUCUCAGAAUGUUCUUUCAAAUUCAAGGUGGCUUCGCCAUCUGCAGCGCUUGAGGUUUUUGGGAUUGGACCAGGCUACUGUUGGAGAGAGUUCUCAGAAUGUUCUUUCAAAUUUAAGGUGGCUUGAUUGGCAAGGGUGCAGCCAGAUCUCUGAACUACUUAUUUUCCAUUUAGAGAAACUGGUCAUUCUUGAUCUAUCUCGCAGUUUGGUCACUGGAGAUUCACAAGUAUGGGGACAAAUCCUGAAGAAGGCAAAGGAAUUGAAAGUUUUCAACCUAAGUAGCUGUUGUAACCUAAAUGCUUUUCCAGACUUCCGUGCUUCGAUGUACCUAGAGAGAUUAGUCCUGGAACGUUGUUCCGCACUAUCCCAAAUUGGUCCAUUGAUAGGUAAUCUAAAGAACUUAGUCUCCUUAAAUCUUAAGUUCUGCAAAUCUGUCAGAGACUUGCCGCGAGAAUUGUGUGAUAUGAAAGCUUUGGAAGAACUUCUGAUUGAUGGAACUGCCAUUAGUGAGAUUAAUUUCGAACCAGCCUCCAUGAAGAAACUUAAGACUCUGAGCGCUUGCCAAUGUAAAAAUUUGGCUCGUAUAUCAAACCCUAUUGGUCACUUGGAAUCUCUUUUGCAUCUUCGACUGGAUGGUGCUGCUAUUGAUAGCAUCCCAGAUUCUAUUGGAUCCUUAAAGAAACUUCGGAGCCUGCUUCUUGGAAAUUGUCAGAAUUUACUUGAGCUUCCUGGUUCUAUUGGGAAUCUUGAGUCACUGGAAGUCAUGGAUCUAUCAAGCACAAAGAUUGCUAGUUUACCUAGGUCUGUCAAGCAUUUGAAAAAUUUGAAAGUGCUGAAGAUGGAGAAUACUCACUUAGAAGAAUUUCCCAAAGACAUUAAAAAUCUACAAAAGCUGGAAGAGAUGGAUCUUUCACAAUGCAGGAAUAUGAAGGGGUGGAUUCUCUGCGAUAUCAGAGGAUUAUCCUCUUUGAAAAUCUUGAGAUUAUCAUCUACCCAGAUUUCUAGCCUACCCUCGACCCUUCCAUUGCUCUCUGAUCUCCAACAACUGGAUUUAAGUGAAUGUGACCAACUUUGGGAUUUGCAAAGACUUCCAUCUAGUUUAAGCAUUCUUCGCUGGGGAUCCAAAAAAAUGCGGACGGUGCCAGACCUUUCUUUCUUAAGAAACUUGAAAGAGCUGUACUUGGGUGAUAACUUUGAUCCUACUGAUCGAAUGCAGAAUUCCUCCUCUGAGCCACCAGAAAUUGGAUGGCUAACAAGACUAGCGAAUCUAGAAAUCUUGGAGUUGUGCCUCUCAAACAUCACCAAGCUACCUGAACAUUUUAAUAAACUUCAACUUAGAAAACUUGUUUUGCACCACGCAAAAUUGCUUGACCUCAGAGAGCUACCCUCUAGCUUAUCGGUAUUGUGCCUCCAGCGCUGUGUGAUUCAAUGUUCACAAUUUUCUACGGUGAGAAGUCUAUCUGAAUUAGAACUCGAAAACUGUCUCCUGGCAGCGACUGUCAGUCUUGAUAAUUUGAGGCGAUUGGAACUUCUGAAAAUAUCCGACUGCAAUGUGCGAACACUUGAUGGGCUGGAAAAUUUGCCUCGUUUGAGAAGGCUCACUUUAUUCGACUGCCCUUCAUUGACCGGAUUACCUGAUCGAACAAAUCGUACAUUCGAAAUCGAUGGGUACAAUUUUCCAGAAGAACAAAUAGUUGGCAGUUACGUUGCUCACACCUAGCUAUGGUCAGAAUAUUGUGGAAAUGCUUCGAGAAUGAUUCCUACUUAUGAUUGAAGAUCUUACUGCACAACGGAUAUUCGGUCUAUCUUCAAUAAAAAGUUGGAGGCUUUUCUGAAAGGUAAAUAUUGCUACUUUUUGCUUUCCUCAAGUCGACUUGAACAUCUGUACAACUCCAUGAUGCACCAGUCGGUCUCUCUCCUUCGGCUAAGACACUGCCUGCAGUCAAAUUUCUGUGCAGUUUCCUCUCCACCUCUCGGGCAUGGAACUUCUCUGUUGGAAGGCCCGACCUUGUGGGCUUGGACAGGCAAGUUUGUCCUUUGAAAUCUUUUACUAGCUUUUGAUUCUAAUUUCUCAAUUCUUUUAUUCUUUUUAUUCUUUUGGUGAAAACGCAUAAACGGUAACUGGAGCACAGAAUCGACAUAAAUCUAACAUGAGGAACAUUAAUAUUAGAUAAUUCAAUUUGGCAGUGCUUUGUGCAUGAAAUCAUGAAACAUUCUUGGCAAUUUAAUUUCUUUAUUGUCCGUACGUUUUUGUCAUUCAGAAGAAGUUGGGGACAGAUUUACUAGAAAUAUACCAGGUGGGCUGGGAUGGAUACUCAAUAUCAGAAUGAUGAUUGGGCAAAGACUACUUGGUGGAGGAGGAUAGAUUGGCUGGCUCUUUUGUUUGAAUGGGAGAUUAGUAGCGUUGAAGUCCGGGGGAUGCACAUUGAGAAGAUAAGCUGAUGGGACUUGAGUGCGGACGCGUGGAGUCGCAUACUGCUCCUUCCUUUUUGGGCUGAGGUUGACAGGGUAGUUGCAGCUGCAGUGUUGCAGAGUUUUAACUCUCAAUCUGGGACGAUAUUGGUAACUUUAAAGUAGCAAUAAUAGCGCAUUUCCCCUACCCGUGUGUCGGUGUUGCGACGAGCGUCAAAUGGGUAAUCAUUGUCUCAUAGCUGUUCUAAUCAGUACACCGAUCCCGAGUCCGUAUUAUGCUACUUUGAUCAGGCACUGCAUAUUUCCAACAAACAUUGCUGUGCUGCAUUAUCCGCUGUGCUCGAGCUCUCUUAUUCGAAGGCUUAUUAUGCGAUGGUCAUACGAUGUUAGCACUUCCACAGGCCAAAAUAAUUCGUUCGUGUUUCUCAAAAAGGAUUCUCCACCAUAAAAGCUUAUUAUACUACAUUUGGCCAUGUGGUAAGGAGAAGAACCCACAUGCUUGUGUUCUAUGAUAUCAUUUUCUCUGUUUCUUUUUUUCUUUGCUACCGAAAACGGUGAUUCGUGGAUGAUUUUCCUGAGGAAGCCUCCAAGAUGUAACUGGAACUAGAAUACAUCAUAGGGUCAUCUUGUCAUCUUAGACUUCUGCUCUAAUGAGGACUGUACAUGUAGAUGAUAACUAGAUAUAGAGAAAGUGAAAAGACAUGGGAACUCUUCUUGUAGGAGAGAGGAAAUGCAGAGUGCUUUCAGGUA